ACACCUUAAUCCUCUCUCUUAUCUCUCCACAGAGCGUACAAAAGAGGCGAGAGGGGGCCAUUCUAGUCCCUUCUGUACCGGCUCUUCUCAACAUUCGUCAUCUUUUAAUAUCUCAGUGAAUCUGUGUCUCAAGAUGUCGAAAGCCGGCGCGUUGGAUCUCGCUUCCGGUCUCGGCGGAAAGAUAGAUAAAAGUGAUGUUUUCUCCGCCGUCGAGAAAUAUGAGAAGUAUCAUGUCUUUUAUGGAGGUGCAGAGGAAGAGAGAAAAGCCAACUACACUGACAUGGUUAAUAAAUAUUAUGAUCUUGUCACAAGUUUCUAUGAGUUUGGAUGGGGGGAGUCUUUCCAUUUUGCACACAGAUUUAAAGGGGAGUCUCUUCGGGAAAGCAUCAAGCGACAUGAGCACUUUCUUGCGUUACAGCUUGGCCUGAAAUCUGGGCAGAAGGUAUUGGAUGUAGGAUGUGGAGUUGGUGGACCACUGAGAGAAAUUGCUCGAUUUAGCUUGACAUCAGUUACAGGGCUGAACAACAAUGAAUAUCAGAUAGCAAGAGGAAAGGAAAUGAAUCGCAUUGCAGGAGUGGACAAAACCUGUGAUUUUGUGAAGGCUGACUUCAUGAAAAUGCCAUUUUCUGACUCUAGUUUUGAUGCAGUAUAUGCAAUUGAAGCUACUUGCCAUGCACCAGAUGCAUAUGGAUGCUACAGUGAGAUUUACAGAGUAUUGAAGCCUGGACAAUUUUUUGCUGCAUAUGAAUGGUGCAUGACGGAUUCUUUUGAUCCCAAUAACCAUGAACAUCAGAAAAUUAAGGCAGAAAUUGAGAUUGGAGAUGGCCUUCCAGACAUUAGAUUAACUGGGCAAUGUAUUGAAGCUCUCAAAAAGGCUGGUUUUGAGGUCGUGUGGUCAGGAGAUCUUGCAGCAAGCUCACCUGUCCCAUGGUACUUGCCCUUGGAUAAAAAUCACUUCUCUCUGAGUAGCUUCCGUUUAACAGCACCUGGCAGAUUUAUCACAAAAAACAUGGUCAAGGCCCUAGAAUAUGUGGGAUUUGCUCCAAAAGGAAGUCAAAGGGUACAAGAUUUUCUUGAGAAGGCUGCAGAGGGAUUAGUUGAAGGCGGAAGGAGGGAGAUUUUUACUCCAAUGUUUUUCUUCUUGGCUCGGAAACCACAUUCAGAGAGUCAGUAAGCUUUCAUGACAAUGGUAGUGAUCGGUUUCUAAUUUCCAUGAUAACGAUACGCAGCUACCAUAAAUGGGUGUUCAAUUUCCAGAGUUGGUUUGAAUUGUACCUCUUAUCAUUUGCUUGAAAAUUUUCAUCGGAUUUCUGUUCAAAUUUGGUUCCUUAACUCAUCUAACAUAUUAAAGUUUUGCCUUGCUGUAGUGUAGUCAGCAUUUUUGUCUGCAUGUUCUUCACAAUCUCAUGAUGUUUAAUUAUGCUCUCAGACAUUUUCUUAGGGCUAUAGUAUGCAACCAUGUGGCUUCUUGGAUUUUAGUUAUUUAUUUAUUUAACAUGGUGAACUCUGAUUACUACCUGUCA
This is a messenger RNA of Manihot esculenta (cassava), 1523 nucleotides long. RefSeq names its product cycloartenol-C-24-methyltransferase. Gene Ontology annotation, biological process: sterol biosynthetic process. The record is from RefSeq and is a predicted model, not a curated record. NCBI's taxonomy places the organism in Eukaryota, Viridiplantae, Streptophyta, Magnoliopsida, Malpighiales, Euphorbiaceae. Bases 134 to 1174 code for a protein of 346 amino acids. The transcript is spliced from 14 exons. Gene Ontology annotation, molecular function: sterol 24-C-methyltransferase activity. Gene Ontology annotation, cellular component: endoplasmic reticulum.